Cercospora beticola is the source of this 1271-nucleotide messenger RNA. RefSeq names its product translation initiation factor eIF2 subunit alpha (gene SUI2). Gene Ontology annotation, molecular function: translation initiation factor activity; RNA binding; ribosome binding. The record is from RefSeq and is a predicted model, not a curated record. Lineage: Eukaryota; Fungi; Ascomycota; Dothideomycetes; Mycosphaerellales; Mycosphaerellaceae. Gene Ontology annotation, biological process: translational initiation. Gene Ontology annotation, cellular component: eukaryotic translation initiation factor 2 complex; eukaryotic 48S preinitiation complex.
AGUUACUCCGAGCCCCGAUAGUGGGAUGACUCCGUUUUGAAGAAGGGCCAUAGUCCUUAACUUAGAGGGACAAUCUGAAGCACACGACACGACACUUCAUUCAACUCACCACCUACGCAAGAACGACCCUUCAUCUCACGCCGAGGAAGAUUGACUGCCGACAACACCGCAAUCAUGUCGCUCACCAAUUGCCGCUUCUACGAGGAGAAAUAUCCCGAAAUCGACUCGUUCGUCAUGGUCAACGUCAAGCAAAUCGCAGAAAUGGGCGCCUACGUCAAGCUACUCGAAUACGACAACAUCGACGGCAUGAUUCUGCUCUCCGAACUCUCGCGAAGACGUAUUCGAUCUAUCCAGAAGCUUAUCCGAGUCGGGCGCAACGAAGUUGUGGUGGUGCUGCGUGUCGACAAGGAAAAGGGCUACAUCGAUUUGUCCAAGCGACGAGUUUCGCCCGAGGAUAUUGUCAAGUGUGAGGAACGGUACAACAAGAGCAAGAUGGUGCACUCUAUCAUGCGACAUGUGGCAGAGAAGACCAACACACCCAUCGAGGAGCUGUACCAGGAUAUUGGGUGGCCGCUGAACAAGAAGUACGGACAUGCUGUGGACGCCUUCAAACUGAGCAUCACGAACCCCGACGUGUGGAACGAAGUUACAUUCAAGAGCGACGUGAUCAAGGAUGAAUUGGUCAGCUAUAUCGGCAAGCGUUUGACUCCACAACCUACGAAGGUUCGCGCCGAUAUCGAGGUCACUUGCUUCGGAUACGAAGGCAUCGACGCUGUCAAGGCGGCCCUCCGCGUCGCAGAAGCCAAGAACACCGCCGAGACACAGGUCAAGGUCCGCCUGGUGUCGCCACCCCUCUACGUCCUGACAUCGCAAACGAUCGACAAGAACAACGGUAUCGAAGUGCUCAACGAGGCGAUCAAGGACAUCACAGCAAAUAUUACCGCCGCAGGAGGAAGUUGCAGCGUGAAGAUGGCGCCCAAGGCUGUUACAGAGAACGAUGACGCAGAACUGCAAGCGCUCAUGGACAAGAGGGAGCGCGAGAACCAGCAAGUGUCUGGUGACGAGGAUUCCUCGGAGAGUGACGAGGGCGUCGUGGCUGCUGCUGAUUAGAUGGGAACAAGCGAGGCGUCUGGCGUUGUUGCAUUCUCACGAAGACGGCGGAAAAAGUGCGGCUAUAGAUUUGACGCAAGAGCGCGUGGAAAGUUCGCGUGGAAAGUUACGACAGGCUGUAGAAAACAGCUGCUUGAGAAUCAAAACUGCACAUGAAGGCA